Messenger RNA from Xenia sp. Carnegie-2017, 2676 nucleotides. RefSeq lists its product as uncharacterized. Gene Ontology annotation, molecular function: protein binding. The record is from RefSeq and is a predicted model, not a curated record. Lineage: Eukaryota; Metazoa; Cnidaria; Anthozoa; Malacalcyonacea; Xeniidae. Gene Ontology annotation, biological process: interstrand cross-link repair. Gene Ontology annotation, cellular component: Fanconi anaemia nuclear complex. Bases 181 to 2148 code for a protein of 655 amino acids. The transcript has 19 exons.
UAUUGCAAAAACUGUGAUUCUGUGAUACAAAUCUAUAGAAAAGUGGGUCCCCAACUUUGAUUCGGGCAGAUUUAUUUCCGGCUUCAAUUUUAGCAAUUAGUUGCGUUAUCCAGUCUAUUUCAGAUCAGUGGUCAAUGGUCAUUUAUAAAUUGACCGUUUAAUAAGACCCCUCAAUGGAGCAUGGAGGUUGUGCGAGAUUUCUGGUUAGCUCGUAAUAAGAUGUGUGCAUUAGUUGAAAUUAAUAAAUUUUUGCAAAGAAAGGACAAAGACUCUUUGCCAAUAGAUGCCAAUUGUUCCUUGCUGUUUGCUAAAAUCUUCUACGAAAAUGGAGACUUGGUACGUUGUGAGGAAUUAUUAAAAAGAGUUGAGUUUGAAGCAUUUGAUCUGACGCAAUUGAUAUUAGAGAACAACCAGCUUAUCCUGAAAUACUUGAUUUGUGAAACUAUCAUUGAUAAUCCCAAGGCAAUAGCUACGUCUAUGGGCAUACUGUUGGAGAAACUACAAGGGCUACCAUUUUCUGAUGUCUGUGAAGUUGAGCUCAAUGUAUGCUUGAACUAUGUUGCCAUUGUAUUUAAUUCAACGGGCGAUGAUCGUCUCGUUCCUGGUGGAUACAACGUAUGCCAGGCGGCCAUUGAAAGAACUUUGUGUAGAGUUUUUGGAACAACGCAAAAGGUGUGUUCUACUUCGUAUUUAGUAUUUGAAGAAAAUAUCCGACAUUAUUACGUUGAUGGACAAGAAGGAAAACACAAGGAACAUAAGGAAGUGGCGAUGUUGCUUGUUAUAUUUAUUUCAAUCUUGAUGAUAAAUUCUCACGUGUUUGAAUCGUACAAUCUCAUGAUGAGUCUGGCUGACUGUUAUCGGUCAGUUGAAAAAAAUGUUGAGUUGAACUCCAUAUUCACUUUAACAGCAGGCGCAGAGAACCUUGAAAGUUGCUUGCUACCGACUAUCCACUUUCUCCUGAGCUGCUCGUCAUUCAUGUUAAAUAAGAAAACAGAAUGUUUAAAACAUUGUGAUAAAUGUUUGAGUUUUAAAGCAGACUUUGUAAAUGGACUUUUUAUGAAAGCAUUGUUAUUAUACGAAAGCAGACAAUAUGAAAAUGCAUUGUUGUAUCUCGAGAGAAUUGUGAGCUCAGCUAAUGGAAGUGGUUGUCUGCCUAAAUUGCUGAAUUUUGUUGGUUGUAUUCUAGCAAGACAGGAAAAGUAUCAUUCAGCGCUGUUAAAAUUCCGACUGUCAUUUUUCAUUGAUAAAAACCACUUGGAGGCUCUUUACAACUGCUCAGUAGUUUAUCGUGAAAUGUGUGAUACUGUUCUUGAAUUUAACAUGUGGAAAUAUCUCUAUAAGAUUUUGAACGCAAGGCAACGAUGUCCGAAGCAGCGCUCACCUUCUUCAUCAACUUUAUUGGAUCAUAUUUAUCGUCAAGUUUUUGAUGUACUAGGUCGUAUCAACUCAGAAGAUAAUUUUGUCAUUUUCACCGACAUAAGUGGUGUUACGAAGUACAAUAGACAAAAUUCAAAACUUGGUUUGUCUUCUGUAUUGUUCAAAUUGGGCAGCACCUGUUUGAUGUUACGACGUUAUUCCGAGGCGUCGCGAUUUUAUGGAAAACUUGUCAAUAAUAUUAAUGAGAAACCCGUUGAUUUAAAAAAGUGUGGUGUAUCUAGUCUCGCAAGAAUCUACGUUGACUUUACCGAGUCUUUGGCGUACUGUGGCAGAUGGAAGGAUUGUCUUGUCGUGUGUGAAAAGUUCUUGAAGAAAUUUGAUGCUUCCAACAUAAUAUGUAAACUACUUACUUCCGAAGAUGUUACUGCGUUUGAUAAAGGAAAAGACUUAAUCAAAAUCAUGGUACAAAAGGCCGAAGCUUUGAACAAAUUGAAGAAACUGAUGGAAGCUGUCGAUUGUUAUGAAAAUUCUCUCGAUGUCAUUAGCAAAAGUCUCAUGUUUUGUCAAAAGACACACUUGACGUCGGAUUCUGAUUUAGAAGAACCAACGAGUAAGAAGCAAAAGAAAGAAACCAGGGUCAAAAGCGAGAAUUUUCAACAUGUGCAGCUACAAGACUUACAACAACUGAAGGCAUCCGCUUUGUAUUACCAGAGCCUGCUUCUUCCAUCAAUUAAAGGAAAUGAAGAAAAAUUUGCUUCGCACUCCCGAUGAAUUCUUUGCCAGAGAAACAGCGCUGUAUUGUUUUUAGUUCAAAAUAACUGCUGACACACGCACAGAUUGUCAAAUUUAAUAUUCAUAUUCAGACAUUUUGUUGCUAAUAACUAAUACAAGAUAACUGAUUUUCUUUGUUAAAAGUAGAUAUAUGAAACCAUUUUGUUAAAAGUGGUUAAAAGAAACAGUUACUGCGUGCCAUUUUUCGUUAUUUGACCUGACUGAAAUAUUAUUUAACUGCUGAUGAUGAAUUGUUUUAUGACCAUGCUUGGUUAUUUCUUGAAGGAUGUCAAACAUUAUGAACAGGAUCGUAAACAUGAAGUCAAAGGUUUUUAUAUUUUUUCUGUAGCCCAAUACUUUAGUUGAGUAUCAACUUUUCCGCUGAAGCAGUUUCUUGAAGUUUUGGCGCUGACCUCUUCACAACUUGUUUUAUAAAGAUUUUUCAAAUGCAUACAGCUGUCAGAAUCAUUUUAAGUUUCAGAUAGCAUAGAAUAAAUCUUUGUAUUUGCUGGAAAGUACACAUUAUUC